AUGCUCUCCAGAAUUCUUACUAGACACUUCUCCCUUUGGGCUGGCGUUCCCAAGGCUCCCCCUGAUCCAGUUUUAGGUGUUGCUGAAGCCUUCAAGAAAGACCCUGCUACUAAUAAGGUUAACCUCUCUGUUGGUGCUUAUAGAGAUGAUAAUGGCAAGCCCGUUGUUUUAGAAUGUGUUAGAAAAGCUCAAUAAAUCGUCAUUGAGAAGAAUCUUGAUAACGAAUAUUUACCUAUCUAAGGUAAUGAUGUAUUCACUCAUGCUGCUUUGAAGUUAGGUUACGGUGAUGCUUUUUACAGUUCUAACAAAGAUAGAUUAGCUGGUGUUCAAGUUCUUUCAGGAACUGGUGCUUUGAGAACAGGUUUUGAUUUCUUAAAGAAGUUCUUGCCUGCUGAAACUACUGUCUACGUUCCUAAUCCUACCUGGCCUAAUCACAACAAUAUUGCUCGUGAUGCUGGCUUUAAGGUUGAAUUUUACACCUACUAUGAUCCUGCUACCAAGUCUGUUAACUUCUCAAAGCUUUUAGAUGAAGCUAAAACUUUUAAGAAUGGUUCUGUUUUCAUUUUACACGCUUGUGCUCACAAUCCUACUGGCUGCGAUCUCUCAAUCAAUCAAUGGAAAGAACUUAGAGACGUUUUCCUCAAGAAGAACCACAUUGCCUUCAUGGAUAUGGCCUAUCAAGGUUUCACCAGUGGUGAUUGUUAAAAGGAUUCUGAAGCUGUUAGACUCUUUGCUGAUUCUAAUGUUAACAUGCUUUUGGGCUAAUCCUUCGCUAAGUCUAUGGGUCUCUAUGGAUAAAGAAUAGGUUCAUUAUCCGUUUUGACUCAAAACGCUAACGAAGCCUAAAACGUUCUUUCAUAAUUAAAGUAAGUCAUUCGUCCUAAUAUUUCUUCUCCUCCUCUUCACGGUGCUAGAAUUGCUGAAAUUAUUUUGACUAAUCCUGAACUCUUACAACUUUGGUACAGAGAAGUUAAGAUUAUGGCCGACAGAAUCGCUUAAAUGAGAGUUCAAUUAGUUAAGAAUUUAAAGGAUGUUGGUUCUCAACACGAUUGGAGCCAUAUCACUAACCAACGUGGUAUGUUUGCUUACACUGGUGUCAAUAAAUAAUAAGUCGAAAGUUUAAUCAACGACUACCACAUCUAUUUGGUUGGAUCUGGUAGAAUCAGUAUUGCUGGUUUAAACACCAAGAACGUUGGUUAUGUUGCUGAAGCCUUCCACAAUGUAACUAAAAAUUCUAAAGUCUGA
This is a messenger RNA of Tetrahymena thermophila SB210, 1245 nucleotides long. Its product is annotated as class I/II aminotransferase. NCBI's taxonomy places the organism in Eukaryota, Ciliophora, Oligohymenophorea, Hymenostomatida, Tetrahymenidae. The transcript has 6 exons. Gene Ontology annotation, biological process: amino acid metabolic process; biosynthetic process. The record is from RefSeq and is a predicted model, not a curated record. Gene Ontology annotation, molecular function: L-aspartate:2-oxoglutarate transaminase activity; pyridoxal phosphate binding. Gene Ontology annotation, cellular component: mitochondrion.